Messenger RNA from Amaranthus tricolor (Joseph's coat), 1542 nucleotides. RefSeq lists its product as uncharacterized. The record is from RefSeq and is a predicted model, not a curated record. The coding region runs from base 1 to 1542 and encodes 513 amino acids. Gene Ontology annotation, molecular function: RNA polymerase II cis-regulatory region sequence-specific DNA binding; protein dimerization activity; DNA-binding transcription factor activity, RNA polymerase II-specific. Gene Ontology annotation, biological process: regulation of transcription by RNA polymerase II. Lineage: Eukaryota; Viridiplantae; Streptophyta; Magnoliopsida; Caryophyllales; Amaranthaceae. The transcript has 2 exons.
AUGGAAAUCAAUCAAAACAUUGAGAAAGACCCUUCUACCAUGGAAAGCAAUCAAAACACCGAGAAAAAUCCUUCUCCCGUGGAAAGCAAUCAAAACACCGAGAAAAAUCCUUCUCCCGUGGAAAGCAAUCAAAACACCGAGAAAAAUCCUUCUCCCGUGGAAAGCAAUCAAAAAAUUGAGAAAAAAACAAAAGGAAGGCAAAAACUUCCCUUGGUUCGCAUGGAAAAGGACGGUAACCGUUUAGUUACCUUUUCAAAACGCCGCUCAGGCCUCUUUAAGAAAGCAAGUGAACUUUGCACUCUUUGUGGGGUAGAGGCAGCCAUCAUUGUCUUUUCACCUGGUAAGAAGGCCUUUUCUUUCGGCCAUCCUUCGAUUGAUGGCGUCCUCAAUCGUUACAUAUCUGAUACCAAUUUUCUCAGCUACCCUAGCCACUACCUAAUUGGCCAAACCUCUAAAGCAGUUAAGGAUGAUGAGGAGAUCAAAAGGUUGAGCACAAUAAUUGGCAGCAUUAGAACUCAGUAUGAAAUGGAGAUCAAGAGAACCAAAGAUAUCAUCAAAGGAAGAAAGGCCAAUGUAGAGAGCUACAAGUGGUUGGCUGUGGAAGAAAGCAAGAAUGAGAAAGAGCUUGUGCAGGUUUAUGAAGCACUCGCUCAUGUUACGAAAUCUUUGUACGAAUUCUACCCCAAAAAUGUGCAAAAAUUGACUGCUGAUGACGCGGGCUACCAUCACACACCCAAUUUUUUUGGAGCUCAACACUUUGUUUCAAACAAUUUGUUUGGGGAUCAGUCUCAAAAUCCAAUGGCUAUGGUCCCGCCUAACUCGGUUAGGGGCCUAAAUGAUUUUGACCUAUGCCAAAGGAUGAUUCAAGCUCCUCUCAUGGAAGGUGCGGUUGGAGACCCAUCAUUGUCGUCGAUUCGGGCCAAUACCAUAGCCCUGAACUUGCUUAAAGCCAAUACAAAUGUUGCCCUUAACUUUUUUUCCAAUAACCCUGUUCCUAGGGCACAAUCAGAUUUGCCCAACUAUCCAAACUCAAUGCUGCCUUUUCCAGGGGAAUAUAAUCCCAUGGGAGGCAGCCAAUAUGGUGGGCAUCCCUCUUUUGAACCAAAAAAUAUUCAAGCUCUUAAUCCAAUGUGGGGUAAUUUCGAGGCUGGCCCUUCAAUGCCACCAAUGUUCAAUGAACUGAUGACUAUGCCAGCCUCAACAAGAGGGCCAAAUGAACUCAUGAAUCUGCCAGUAUCACCAAGAGGGCCCAAUGGCAUGCUGACCAUGCUGAUGCCACCACCAGGGCCCAAUGGCAUGGAUGACCUUGCUCCUCCUUUCAAUCUUCAGGGUGGUUUUGAAUUUGGAAGUAGCAGUAAUACAAAUGAUGGAUUGGAAUUAGGGAAUCAGAUCAAUGGAUUUGAAUCUGGGAAUCAGCGCAACGGAUUUGAAUUUUGGAAUCAAAGCAAUGAAAAUGAGGGCUUUCGUGAUGAUGCUGGCAAAAACUAUCACAACCAUGGGCGGAUCUUGCCAAUCUAUCCUGAUGCUUCCAUUAGUGAGUAG